CACACACUGGUCCGUGGUGCAUUGUGUGGUAGUAAAGGUCAGGACGGUCCAGAGAGAUCGCUGCAGUGGCGACAGCUACCAGGGAAGAGCUGGACGGCGCCGAUGACACGAUGUCUUCCUGCUGUGUGUCCUUCAUCCAUCUAAAGGACAAAUGUCCUCGACCGCGUGGACUUAUCAACCUGCUCAUCACCAAAGCGUGCAUGUUGGCGCUGCUGUUUGGAGCACUGUGGGCGGUGACAGGAAGUGAGUGUUUGCCGGGAGGCAAAGUUUUUGGCAUCAUCAUCAUCUUCAUCAGUGCCGUGCUGGGAGGAAGACUGCUUGGACUGGUUCGCCUACCCCGCCUACCCCCCCUACCUCCUCUACUUGGCAUGCUGCUGGCGGGCCUGGUCCUGAGGAACGUUCCGUACGUGACGGAUGCCGUCUAUGUGGACGCUCGUUGGUCUGCAGCUUUGAGGAACAUGGCACUGUCUGUCAUCCUGGCCCGAGCCGGUCUGGGCCUAGACCCUUCGGCGCUACGUCGUCUGAAGGCUGUGUGCGUGCGUGUGGCUGUUGGGCCAUGUGUGCUGGAAGCGUGUCUUGUUGCCGUGGUUUCUCACUUCCUGUUGGAGCUGCCUUGGGAGUGGGGCUUCCUGCUGGGGUUUGUUUUGGCUGCUGUGUCUCCAGCUGUGGUGGUUCCGUCCAUGUUGCUGCUGCAAAAAGACGGUUACGGAACCGAGAAGGGCAUCCCAACCCUUCUGAUGGCCGCCGGCAGUUUUGACGACAUUUUGGCCAUCACAGGCUUCUCCACCUGUCUGGGCGUGGCCUUCUCCACAGGGUCCACAUGGAUGAACGUCCUGAAGGGUCUGCUGGAGGUGGUAGGAGGGAUUGUGUCGGGUCUGCUAGUGGGCAUGUUCUUGUGUUUGUUCCCCAGCGUGGAUCAGGAGGACCUGGUUCUAACCAGGACUUUCCUCUUGUUGGCCUUCUCCAUCUUCUCCGUCUUCUUCACCCAUGUGAUUGGAUCUUCCGGUGCAGGUGGUCUGUGCACGCUGGUUCUGGCCUUCCUGGCCGCUGUGGGUUGGGGCGCUGACAAGGCAGCAGUGGCUGCCAUGUUGGCGAGGUGUUGGGAUGUGUUCCAGCCCCUUCUCUUUGGCCUGAUUGGAUCAGAGAUCACCAUAACGACGCUCAGCAUCAGCACCGUAGGUUUGGGCGUAGCUGUGAUCGGUGUUGGUCUGCUGGUUCGACUGCUUGUCACAUUUGUGUUGGUGCAUGGCGCCGGCUUUGUGCUGAAAGAGAGACUGUUCAUCGCCAUCGCCUGGCUGCCUAAAGCCACUGUGCAGGCUGCCAUUGGUUCCAAGGCGUUGGACACGGCGAGGGAUGAGGGCGAUGAGGCCAAAAUCCAGUUUGGUUUGGAUGUACUAACAUUAGCUGUGUUAGCUAUCUUGAUCACCGCCCCCAUCGGGGCGCUGGCGAUUGGCCUGACAGGGCCACGUCUCCUGACCCAGCAGGUCAAAGGUUCUGAGGCAGGGGGUGGAGCCACAUCCCAGGGCUGUCAAGGUCAAGACCGUGUGAUCUUUGAGAGCAGGCUGUGAUGAAUUUUGACCUGUGAUGCUGCUGUGUCUUUAAGUCCACUUCCUGUUGAUUAUGUUUCAUUCAUCAAGUGAUCCUAAAACUUUACCUUUUUACAUACAGUGGUGUGAAAAAGUGUUUGCCACUUUCCUGAUUUCUUAUUUUGUUUGCAUGUUUGUCACACUUACAUGUUUCAGAUCAUCAAACAAAUAUCAGUCAAUGACAACACAACACACAAAACACAAAAUGCAGUGAGCCAUCUGUUCGUGACCUAAAGCUGAAACCAACUUGGGUUCUGCAGCAGGACAAUCAUCCAAAAUACACGAGCAAGUCCACCUCUGAAUGGCUGAAGAGAAACAAAAUGAAGACUUUGGAGUGGGCUAGUCAAAGUCCUGACCUGAAUCCUAUUGAGAUGCUGUGGCAUGGCCUUAAAAAGGCCGUUCAUGCUGGAAAACCCUCCAAUGUGGCUGAAUUAAAACAAUUCUGCAAAGAUGAGUGGGCCAAAAUUCCUCCACAGUGUUGUAAGAGACUGAUUGGAAGUUAUUGCAAAUGCUUGAUUGCAGUUGCUGCUGCUAAGGGUGGCCCAACCAGUUAUUAGGUUUAGGGGGCAAUCACUUUUUCACAAAAAAAAAAAAGUAUGGAGAGGCAACAGGACAUGGCGGGAGACAAAUACUGUAUAACGCAGAGCGAUUUGUGAGGUCUGAUUUUUUUCGAGUAGGCAUUUUUAUAAUGUAAAUGUAUUACUCUUUUGAACGUAUACUGUGAGAAGCCAAACUCUUUACGUAAAUGUCCAAGCAACUAAACGGAACUAUGUUUCUCGUCACGGAAAUCUGACCAGAACUGGACUCGCGGAACCCAUUGUUGGGUAAGUCACCAUUGCUGUAGUACACUGCUGAUGGGGAUGUCAUACCACUUCAUGUUAAAAAAUCCGAACUAUCCCUUUAAGUGUGACAAACAUGCAAAAAAAUAAGAAAUCGGGAGGAAAUCACGCCACUGUAUAUUCACACAACCAAAACAAACAUCAAAUGCAUUUCUUUGUAAUAUACACAUGAGACCAUCAUAAAAUUUAUUGACUUUUUCUUUAAAAUAACGUAAUUCACACGAUGACGUCAUAAAAAUAACUUGGAUUGACAUGCACCUGCGGCCCGCAAGGGGCGUGGCCAAAGUUCGCCACAGUGGCGUGUCUGUUUGACACCGGAGACGGGGUCCGCCAUAUUGAAAAGAAGUCACAACGCCACAUCAGGUAAAACAUUUUUUUUUGAAGACUCGAUGUUUCUUAAUUACCAAGCUGACAUUGACUUAACUUCAAAAAGUAGCGGUUUUAUGUAGGAUUACUGAUUAAAACAAGUAAAGACUGUAGGUAGCAGCUAUAGAGCUAGCACUCAGCACAUAUUCAUUGAACAAACAGAAAUAAUUAAUUAGAAGUUAUCUGGAAUUGGUCUAUUUUUGGUGAGAGGUUUGGUUUCAAAGACAAACAUUUUUUUUUAGUACUAAUGAGGGAUGAAAAUGAUCAUAUUGUUUGAAGGAAACGACAUAAUUUAAUUUGGUAUUCGUAUCCAGCUAAUUUGGAUAAUUGAAAAUGUCCACACACUGAAACAAAAAUGGUUCAAACAGUAAAAAAAAACAACUAAAUGUUAACAUAAAACAAGAAAGCUGCAAAAACAAUGCUGAAAUCAUUUUGAAUGUUUAAUAUGUGUCAAAAUAAAACGUUAGCUGCGAGUCAUACAAAUAUUAAAUAGUUAUUCCCAUUUUCCAAUUGUGAGUUUUACUAUUUAAUUUUGAUGAACAAUGAAGCUAAAUCAUGUGAUGUCUUAAACAGGAAGUGUGAAAAUCAGGGAUUUCAGAAGCAUUAGCAGAAGCCAAAAAGCUAGCUCACAGCAGGAAGUAGAGCGCCAACAUUAUUCAAGGGGUGUGGUUACUUGCCAAGGCACGCUGGGUCCUCGGGUGACACUUGCCAGACCGCCACCACCCAAUCUAGCUCCUCCCUGCCUCCGCUAGGUCCCUCCCGCUCCUGACGCAGAAUCAUGCUGAAGCGUUCCUUCAACCCAGCCCCCUCAAUGUGGCGCCCAGGUGCAUGGUGCAAGGUCGUCCUAUACACCGCCCUUGCCGCGCCCUGUUCCUCCCACCUGCCUUCUUGCCCCUGCGGCGCUUCGCCCCUCUCACGCGAGACAAAGAGCACUGAACGAUAAACCGCCAUCGUGCAACUUUCUGGUCCUUCCCUGCUGCAGUACUGCCUCAGUGGGUGGGCCCCUCUUCUCAUCGCCAGUGUGGCUCUCAGUGACUUGUAUGCCCCUCUGUACCAGACAAUGAGUCGUGCUAGAGUAUUGAGUGUGUACACAGCCGCCGUUGCGCACAACAUCACGCUGCCAGCAAAUAGCCACAAGCAAAACACACCGGUGGCGGUGAUGUGACGGAUGUGUCUGCCACUAUCUUGGUCCUGCCACCGGAUCCAUGUGACCUCAGUGCUCGUGUGGGCCACGGACGCUCGUGACGUCAUGGGAUGGUGGAUAGGAAGUGACGCACUCUGAGUUGUCGGCAUAGGAUGCCAAAAGAUGGGUCCAUCGCCUCUGACCCCUGCCCUCGCCCCAUGUCCCCCCUUGGUGGCCGUGGGGUGGAUAUGUGUUGUGGGGGUGGUGCUUUGCGAUGGGGUCAGAGGUGAACACAAGUCGAACAGUUCUAGAUGGAUGAUCGCUUGACCUUUGAACUGCUGAGGUGAGUCGCACACCUGAGAGGUAAAAAUGGGUGAGUUCCCACUUCCUGCCACCAGAGGUCACAUGCAGACUCACCAAACUUUUGCCAUUGACCUCAAUGUGUGUGCUGUUGCGGACGUAGAAGUUGGUGCUGUAGUCCUGCAGGUACGUGUGCAGGUAAGUUAAUGUGCAAAAACAUUCCCACGGAUUGGCAGAGAGGUAGAGGUAGGGCACCCACUCCUUCUGGCUGAACCAAUCAUCUGGAAGCAUGCUGAUCUGAAGAGGAAAUGCAGCAAGUGAACGUCUCACAGAUUACAUUCUGGAAUGGUGUUGCUUUUCUCCCACCUUGUUGUUUUCCAGGUAUAGCGUUAUUAGGGCAACAAGGGGGUACAGCAAGAGGGGUGGAAGAACCCUGAUAUGAUUGGCUGAUAGGUCCAGGAUCUGUAGGGAAGGACACGUUAUAGGAGCAGAAAGAGUUCUGUCAGGGCGGGGCAGGCGGAGAAGGCCACGCCCACCAGAGAUGUGAGAUGGUUGUGUCCCAGUCGCAGGACAGAGAGGUGCUGGAGAAGCGGCCUGAUGCCCGGUGUCACUUGAGGAAUCUGAAUGGAAAUGAAAGGGAUUUUAGUGGGACAUGGCAGGGUCAUUUGACCUGUCAUGGCAACCCAAAUGACCUGGUUGGAUGUUAGGUCAAUCUCAUGGACCUCAUUGAAGAUCUGGAAGUUUUCCCAGGACAGGCUGGAGAUCAAGUUCCUUGGAAACAAGAGAACCUAAAAAAAAGCAGGAAACAGGAAGCAUGUGCUUGGUGAUGUGCCACUCAAACAACAAAAACAUCUUCAGCUUUUUCUAGAACGUCAUGUUCAGGCUCUAUCCCGCCUGUCAAUCCAUCACUUCUUCGUACUUGUUUUUAAACCAACAGCAAAAAUAAAGUCCUAAUAGCCAUUGCAUAUCCUUACAUACGCAGUGGUUUAGUGGAGCAUAUUACCUUGGUCAUGGGAUCGAGAUCUGCAGGAACGUGACUUAAGCCAACCGCCGUACAGUUGAGCCGCGGUCGGUGGUCCUUGUCCCUGUCGCUUUGGCAACCAUCCAUGGCAGUAACCACGGCAAUGCCAGACCAGAGGACCAUGAAGACGAAGAGCUUCAUGCUGUACACAUGAAGAAAAAGAAGUCUGUGUCCUACCUGGUGAGUCCUUCUUUGAUGUAGUACAGGAGACACUCAGACAUGAGAGGGUCCUCAUUCAGGUUGACCAGGUGAGGUGUCUGCACGCACACACAUACAGACAUACCAUGAUGACAAAAACAAAAGCCUUGGUCUUGUGACUGCCCACUAGCAGUGACUGAGGAGACAAACAAAGAAUAACUUGUCUGGUCACACAAGACUCACUCCUUUAGGAGAGAAGACACCCAGAGUCCCUCCAUCUUCUUUAAUAGACACGCCCAUCUCCGCCAAAAGCGCCUCCCUGUGACACACAUAUUUUGACACAUUCGAGAAGAAGAAUAAGAGAAUGAAAGAGCUUGACUUACCUCUCCAAACGAAUGGAUUCCGUCUUCCGUAACUUUUCCUCCCAAGUUUCAUUGAGCUCGGCCAUGAUCUUCUCUGUCUCCUGAUACACAAGUACACAUUUAUACACACACACACACACACACACACACACACACACACUUGAGAGAACAUGUCUGCUGUGACAUCAAUAUCAUCAUCAUUAUACCAGCAAUCUCUCGGCUGCCUCCUCUUUACUAAUGGUCUCCGUGGCAACGACCUCCUCUCCAGCAGGAAGAUGAUUGACAGCUGCUGACUCAUCUGGGCCAAGAGAAGAGGUCGGAGUGUUGUAUGACUUUCCAGUGAAAGGUCAGAGAUGAAUGACAAGUUAAAACACACCUGAAGAGACGGAGUCUUUCUGAUCAGUGAUCCCAUUGGCUGUGAUGGUCAGCGGUGAGGACACGCCCUCUAGGGAGGAGCCAUUGUUGUUGGCUGCCACAAAGAGAGAAGGUCAUGUUUCGUUUUGAACACACACGCACACACACACAGCUGGAAAUACCCGCCUGUGAACAUACCACACAUGCCAGCCACACAGAAAACCUGUGAUCUAGAUGCACAUGUGUACUGUACCACAUUCUGCCCUACACGCAUGUAUACACAGCACACACAAUAUUUUUGCGAACAGUAUUAUUGUGUAUUAGGGGUGUCCUGUUAGGGUUUCACUCCCGGUAUGAUACAGAUGUUGCAGCCUUGAAUAUUGAUCCAAUAUCAGCACAAAUCAUACUUAGUUUUAUCACUUAUUUUGUAUUGUGGAAUGUUAGAAAAGUCUGUAUGAAGUGAUAUUACUCAAACAGAACAGUCAGCAACAGGGUAUGAGGAAAAAGUGAUCCAUUUACUUCUUUAUGCAACUGGGGUAUAGUUUUAGCAACAAUGUAGUGGCAGCUAGGCAUAAUAUCACAGGGUUUUAGGCGCUCAAUUAAGCAACUAGGCAAGGCUUAGUUUAUUUAUAGAGCACAAUUCAUACACAAGGUAAUUCAAACUGCUUUACAGAAAAUAAUAGGAAAUCACUUCAUAAAAUCAUUCCAUUAAACAUAAUAGUUAACAUUAUUAGUCAUUAUAGUUAAUUACUUCUUGUCAUCCCAUGGGAGUGAUUCUGCUUCAAAUGCACAAUGAGGUUGGUUGCAUUAAACUUCCCCAGUUCUGUACCACCACGGGAAACUUGUGCAUGACAAGUGUUGUGCUCAGCUGCAACGUCUUCUUCAGACUUAAAAAGAAAAAUACCACAUGGCUGACAUCACUCAUACUCCUUCCUACUUUGUUAGCACACAUUGUUGUGAUCACGUGGGCUCUAUCCGGCCACUGCUGGAUAGAAGUGCUGAGGAAUCGCUGUCUGGAAUCGACUGCUUGUAUCGCAGUGGCAAUAUCAGAGAUUUUAGAUGCAGGCCGGUAUAAUUGGAUCGGUCUGAUAUCAGAUAUCAAUAUCGGACCGGGACACCCCUAAUGUAUACAUAAAAUGUAUGCAGCAGCAUGUGAUUUUGUGUACCGUGGUUGUGGAUUAGCUCAUGUAGACCCUGAGCAAAGAGAAGGUUACGGAGUCUCUCCACUUCUCCUUUCAGUUCUCGGAUCAGUUUUGCGUUGGGGUCUUCGUUGAUGAUGGCGUUACAGCGGAUCUGUUUGGCUCGGUCAGCGUAUCUGGACCAUUGAGGGAUGAAAGUAGAUCAGUCAGAUGAGGCGCAGAGGGAAAGUGGGAGGUGGUUGACAUCUAACCUCAAGGUGCUGAGCGUUUCUUCAUAGUUAAUGUCAGCAGGACUGAGAGCAGCAAUCAUGGCCGUGCGAGAGUUCCCCCCUACAACAAAUGUGGAAUUCUGCCAUCAAGUCUGCUCUGGGUCUCUCUUAUCACGUUUCUCCAGGUUCCUCACCCAGGUUCUCCUUGAGAAGCCAUGUCAGAACAGAGUCUCUGUAGGGAAUGAAAUCACUUUUCCUCUUUUUGCUGCUUUGCUGCAGGAAGACGAGGAAGAGAAGGUCACCUUGAAAGACAACAACAAUCAACACAUUUUUAAGUAAGUCAGUACCAUGUCAGCCAGGGCGGAAAUGACCUUUCCCAGCGUUGUCAAAGAUUUGUUGAUGUUGGCUCCUUCCUGUAUGCAAACGUCACAUUCACCUUCCAGAUGUCAAAUACAAGAAAAAUCUGUGACCUCUGACCUUUAGCCGGGUGCCCUUCGCCCCCGAUGAGUCGGCGCGUUCACUUCCUGCCAGGUCCACUAGACUAAUCUUACUGACCUGAGAAAACACUUCAGGUUCAAGUGUGUCCAUUGUCAACGGUCACUUGUGCGAUCACCUUCUCUGUGUCUAGUUGGGUCAUGUGAUCUCUGCGCCGCUGGCUGAAGACAAUGGUGAAGACUGCAUGGGAUCGGGACGACGUCUCAUUCAUGUUUGUGGCUGCAACUGUCCUGUGAGGUCAAAUCAGACAAGCAAUCGAUCACAACCUUUCCAGGAAUGUCACCAUCCUGCUCUCUGUGUGUCUGUGUAAGAUGCCUUACCGGGCUUUGUUCCCGGCAUCCAUCAGGUCACGGAUAUCGCUGAAUCCAGUCACAGCUAGUUUAGACAAGUCCUCGACAUACGGCCCCAGGAUAGGAUGCUCCCUCACACGCAGAGUCCCCUGGGACUUGGGAUUCAACAGAUCCCGGACCCGCUCACAGUAGAUUUCCAUGUAUGACACCUGGAGCAGGACCAACCAGAAGGGGUCAGCAGACAGCGUUGACUGUCAUUAGUAAACUAGGAUGGAAAGGACUUACCUCCACGGAAUAGGUCAGGUCUGGAUCCACAUUGGACCCAGUCCUCUGGAACAAAUCCUCACAUAGCUGAAGACAGACACACCAUCAGUGCUCUGAUCAGAGCUUUCUAGGAUGCACAUGCUCACCUGUGGAAUGAUACCCUCCUGCCCCACCUCCUGCUUGCCCAUCAUGGUGUAGCUCUUUCCAGCCCCUGUCUGGCCGUAAGCGAAUAUACACACGUUGUAACCUGCAGGAGACAAAACGCUGAGCGCUUAUUGUCUUGACGUAGCCUUGUCAGAGCAUCAACGCUUUUACCUUCAAAGGCGUGCAGCAGCAUCUCCUCACCAAUGUCUUGGUACACCUGACGCUGGCCUGCAAAGGUGGGGUCGUCCACCUGACCACAAACAGAAACACAGAGUCAGUAAAGUAGUCAGAUUGUGAUGUGUGCAUGUGUGACAUCACCGUUGUGUGUGACCAGUAGGAGUGGUCAAAAGUGAAGUUCUUGGCUGCAUCUUUGGGCUGUUUGGGAUUAAUGAUGCCUGAAAGCACAAAAGAGAGGUUAUUUGUCCUGGCAGUUGGUCACAAGACCAGGGUGCGCUCGUGUCUUACAGGUGGUUUCCCCCUGCAUCUGGAUGACACACUUGGCAUUGCGGCCUGUCUCUCUGGAGUUGAAUGGGCGGACUCGCACUGCCACCUUUACUGAUGCACCUGCCAUUUCUUGGCUCCGCCCACCCCACCGUUGAGCAGCCAAUCAGAGAGCCAGGUCAAAUAUCAGGCUGAAAAACACAUUUUCAACAAAACGUCCAUGUUACUACUUGACUUGUUUUCAGCAGCGUACACCUGCGCAGCUCCCACCCUCUCCAACUGAUUGGUAGCUUGGUGUCAUCUUCUUGACAGGCUGUCAUAAAACGCCCAUGCCUCAGGACAGCUAGUCACCUGAUAACAUUCUUUGUGUGAUUAUAGAUGUAUAAGAUGUAGAUAAAGAUCAGCGGGUUACAGCAGUCACAACAACAUGCAGCUAAAAAUACACACAUACACAAAUACACACGCGCGCACACACACACCAAACGCAUUGCUGGGAUGCCUGCUGAGCACCACUUUAGCCACAAGCUAACUUUAGCAUGUUGAACAGUCUCUGAGAGAAUGAAUUCACUUCCAUGUUUUGGGAAGAUUAGUUAUUACUAAUUGUUUUCCCUUUGCGUAGGGGCAAGAAGAAGCCAUCACAACUUAACACGUCAAAUUUGAGCAUGGUGCAUCCUGGUGAGCAAACAACAGGCUUGUUUGGAAACAGCUUGUCAUGGAUAAGGGACACGAGAUUGGCAUGAUUCUAAUCAGCGAGCACGUGAGGGGGAGGAGUCAUCACACGUCAUUAUUCCGUCUGAAACUAUUACGUGAACGUAACACUACUUGGCUGUGGUCUGUGCCGUCAUCCAACUCACCUAUACCUGUCGUCUCACGCCACAACCACCAUGUCUGCGCUCGUGGGCUACUUCCGGUCCAGGCCUGUCGGUACCGGGACACACCGUCACAAAGUUGGGUGGGGGCGCUCCUGACACGCACUCACACGACCGAGCGAGCGAGCGCAGGCACACUUUAAAGCACAAAAAGUUGGCUCACUUACGACGUGACGCAGCUGACGUCACCGGCCGUUGGAAAAGUGAAGACGGAAAGUUGCGGGCCGCGACCGAGCGGAAGACUCGCAGGACUCGGAGCACUCGACACUCGGCGGUCCUUCAGCCGUCCUUCGGUCGUCCGCGCGAAGGUGGUAAGCAGUAAAGCGAGGUCAAAGUGGACUUUGGAGAGGGGAAAAUGGAGUUGGAAUAACAGGAAAGAGAGGGGGAAGCUGGCCGGUGGCGUGGCCGCGCGGCGGGAGCGUGCCUGAGUGCUGCCGGGCGCGCUCCCGUGACGGACAAGUCAGCCGCGAGACUCAGAACCCUUGUUGCCCCGCCCAGUCUCGCUGAGCCCCGCCUCAUUGAAGUAGGUGGAGGCAGAGGUCGGAGUUUUCAGGCUCACAAUCCGGAGUGUAGUCGAAAGUAAUGUUGACAAAUACGUGUGGUCGGAGCUUUCAGGCUCACAAUCCGAAGUGUAGUCGAAAGUAAUGUUGACACAAAUACGUGUGUGGGUUUAAAAUGUGUAUAUACAGUGGUGUGAAAAAGUGCUGCCCCCUUCCUGAUUUUUUUUGUGCAUGUUUUGUCACACAUUUUUCAGAUCAUCAAACUAAUUCAAAUAUUAGUCAAUGACAGCACAACUGAACACAAAAUGCAAUUUUACUUGCACAGCCUGACAGGCUGGCAUCCGUUACAUAUACUUAUGGGGCUUUCAGUUACCAUCCAGUGUUUUCUGUUGUGAGCAGCUUCAGAUGUUACAGCAUGCAGUCCAGGGAAUAAAUACUGCGCCUCUCGCCCAAAGCUCACCAGUCACCCUAAACAGAAGUGCUGUAGAAAUGAUGUUUAACAUUCUUAAAUAGUUCCCAUCCAGCAGCCUUUCUUGUCUUAAAGAGAACACCAUGGUUCCACAUGUAUUUACUGAGCUUUAUUGUGAAUCAAAAUAAAUGACAUCACUUUAAAAAGUAACCUUGGUCCUGCUGCCAAACACACAAAGCAAAUAAGUCAUACAAAAAAGUAUUUGUGUUUAAAAGAAGUCGAGAUCGUCUGGUGCGUCCAGGUCUCUGUACUCGAUGAUAGAGCGUGGGUCUCCUCGCAUGCCCCUGCACAUACAUGCACAUACAUACACAAGGUUAGCCAUACUACACACUUAAAUCAGGCGUCCACUCUGUUAACUUUGUUUUCCACCUGUUGUUGCGUUGUUUUGCUGGAAAGCCACCUCCUCCUAACUGACCCCUGAAGUUGUCAUACGCCCCACGGCCAGCUCCAAACUGGUUGGAUGGGUAAUGAGGACCACCUGUGCACACAGACACUUUAGGCGAGGGUGCUCUGACCUGAGGUGUUUAGUGAAAAGAAUGAUAGUAUGUUACCAGGGAAGGCAGGCAUGGGAGGCCUAAUGCCUGGUGGAUAUCCCAGAAGGCUUUGCUGUUGUGGCGACUGACCAGGAAAGCCAGAGGCAGGAACUAGAAGCACAUCGGCAGCUAAAAUCAGUACAGUACCUACAUUUCCCACAAGUCCUUUCCAACAAGUAAUACCUUGCGCUGGAGGCGGGAGGGGCUUGUUCUCAGGGAGGGCAGGUCUCUUGGCAUCCAUCAGGUAAUUGUUAAAGAACUCCACCUCCUGUCUCACAGCAGCCACCUUCUCACCGUGUUUGUUUAAGAUGUGUUUGCGCACAAACUCUGGAGCCUUGAUGGGAGUGUUACCAUGGAAAUAGUAUAACAGUCAGGCCAAGCAUACAUGCACUUACACAUAACUGAACUCACCUUAAACUUCUUCCCACUCAGAGGACAGAGCCACUUAUCUUUACUGAGCUCCUGAGUGUUGGCUGAAAGGAACUUCUCCACCUACACACACAAACAAUCAAGUCACACUCUGACAGAUAACAAAUGGUGUUGGUGGGCGUGGAUCUCACUUCCUGUUCUGGGUCUUUCUUGCCCAGGCGUGCGGCAUCAUCUGCACUCAGAACUUCUGACGGAGUCAGCAGAGGAGCCAGACGCUCCUCACACAUCUUUUGAUGUUCACUCACUGACCAAUCAAAACAAAGCACUCUUGCUCAACUACACAAGUAGGUUUGUGUGUGCGUGCAUACACAUACCCUCAGUUGAAGUGAUCUUGGCCACAGGUAGGGGUCCUCGCACAUGGAAAAGUCCACAGCGAUGAGGCAUCUCGUCCUCAGCAGGGUACUCACAGAAGUUGUAGUAGUCGACUGAGUGGACCAGACGCAAGUAGACCAAGAGUCUGUCCAGGACCUGCACAUGCACACUUUAAUUUAAAGGAAACGCACAAACAAGAGCGAUAGAGCUCCUCCCACCUCAAGCAAUUUUUCAUCUGUCUCCACUGUGACUUCAGAGGAGGCCGAGUCUUUGGCGUCGGUCGCUUCGCCGCUGUCGCAGCCCGUUAGCUCCUCCUCCUCAGCGCUGACCUCCUCAAUGAGGUAGUCGGUGAUGUUGUUGAGGACGGGAUUGGUCUCCAUCUGCUGUUGCACGUCGACAUGUGGGAUCAAAGCCAAACAGGAAGUACAAAAGACCAACAGGAAGUCGCACCUGUCCCUGCCAUAGCUCGCCCCUCUGGUCCAGCGCGUGCACGAGUCUGGCUGCUAGACGGAUGUCGUUUCUAACCACAGGUUUGUGGUGCGUCAGCCCGUUAACGCUGCGAACACGGCGACACAAAUCUCUGUUGACCACGGGAGACAGCUCGCAGUCUCGGAGCUGCAGGGGUGAGAAAACACGGCAUCAGAGCAUCGCCAGCGUCACCGCCAGUCAUGUGUCAGUGUGAGCAUUUACUCUGAUGUUCUGCAGGUUCCAGCAGGUCUCUUUAAUGUUGACGCUGCGGUCAAAGGUCACCCAACAGCGACGGAAGAACCUGAGACACACACACACAGACCUUUAACUCUGAGUGGUCAAAUCCCUUUGACGUGACACACACACACCUCCUCUCUGGCUGAGGGUCUGACAGCGCCACCCGCAGGAAGCCUGGGUACCUGAGACACAACUACAAACA
Dunckerocampus dactyliophorus (ringed pipefish) is the source of this 13090-nucleotide messenger RNA. Its product is annotated as sodium/hydrogen exchanger 9B2. The transcript has 15 exons. Gene Ontology annotation, cellular component: membrane. The record is from RefSeq and is a predicted model, not a curated record. Gene Ontology annotation, biological process: proton transmembrane transport. The coding region runs from base 111 to 1568 and encodes 485 amino acids. Lineage: Eukaryota; Metazoa; Chordata; Actinopteri; Syngnathiformes; Syngnathidae. Gene Ontology annotation, molecular function: antiporter activity.